Molecule: messenger RNA, 1853 nt
Organism: [Candida] anglica
Lineage: Eukaryota; Fungi; Ascomycota; Pichiomycetes; Serinales; Debaryomycetaceae
Source: the annotation of a GenBank genome assembly
GCGCUAUUAAUUUCCAAAAAUUAUCAUCUCGCCUGGGUUUUCCAUUUCUAAAUUUCAAAGGGCUCUCGCUUGAAUUCACCCCGAUAAAAUCUUUUUUAUUUUUUUUUUUUAACCCUCGGACUUGAAACUUCCCUCCAUCAUUUAAAAAGGGCAUGAUCUCCCCCCAAGAUCUGUUCAAUGUGUCCCCCAUAUUAUCAUUAUUAUUAUCAUUAUAUAUUAUUUGGGUCUAAGUAAUGUACGCUGCUCGCUUAGCUAGACCUAUCGCCAUACGGCCACUUUCAUUCAGAUCCUUCUCUUCCGCAACUGUAUCUCCCUUUAUCUUUGCAACCAGAACGAGAAACUUCCACAACACUUCAAAGCAAAAGAAUACAACCAUCGAGAAUGUUGCCUCCACCACCACCACCUCUCAUAUGACCACUUCUUCAAUGAAGUCAUCAAAUUCAAUUUCUCCCUCGGAAUACCUUACCCCACUCAAGACCUCGGAACUCGUUUCAUAUCUCUGCAUUGGUAUGUGCACGCUCAACAAACCGAUUCUUGAUCUUUGUAUUAAGGUGUUCCCCUAUGUGCCCAUGUUUUUAAUUAAGGCACUUGUUUAUAAACUUUAUUGUGGAGGUGAAACCAUCGAGGAAGUCAAACAAACCGGUCUUAACCUUUCCAAACGUGGAAUCAAUAACAUGAUGAUUUCUCUCACCAUUGAAGGUUGUGAUGGGAAUGAUAACAUUGACCCGGAAUUCAUUGUGACCGAAACUCAAAAUUCGGUCAAUGAUAUUUUAAUUCCGCACACAAUUUCCAUGAUUGAGAAUUCCGGUAAGGAUAUUAAUUCUAUUCCUCCUGGAUAUGUGGCUUUAAAACCCACUGGAUUCACCAAGAAUGCUGCCAAUGUAUUGAAGAACCAUGCAACUGACCCUAAAUUCGAAGAACUUGUUGCCAAUGCCGCCAAGAUUUGUCAAUCCAUUUAUGAAGCAAAUGUCGAAAUGGCUGCAAAAUACCCCGCCAGAACGGCUCCCUUUGUAGUUGGGGUCAUUGAUGCCGAGAAGUAUGACCUUCAAGAAGGUGUUUAUGAGCUCCAACGUAGAUUAUACGCCUUAUUCAACCCAGUAAACAAACCGGUUUCCAUUGUGGGGACUUUACAAAUGUACCUUUCUGGAAGUUCCGAUCUUUUGGCAAAGGAGGAAAAAUUGGCCAUGGCUAACAAUUACAGACUUGGAUUGAAGCUUGUUAGAGGUGCCUACAUCCAUUCGGAAAAGCAACGUUCCACCGUGAUCCACAAGACAAAGGAGGAUACCGACAACAACUACAACCAGGGGAUUUCCUACUGUAUUGAGUCCAUUGUAGCCGAUGCCAACAAGACCAAUGGAUCCACCAUUGGACAUCUUGUGGUUGCCUCCCACAACGCAGACUCCUUACGUUUGGCCACCGACAAGUUGCCCCUCGAAAGCGUCAACAGAAGCAACGUGGUUCUUGGUCAAUUGCUCGGUAUGGCCGAUAACAUCACCUACGACUUGAUCAAGAACAAUGGCGUAGACAACAUCAUCAAGUACGUUGCCUGGGGGCCUCCAUUGGAAACCAAGGAGUACUUGUUGAGAAGAUUGGAGGAAAACGGUGAUGCUGUCAGAGCCGACAACGGGUUCCAAUUGGUCAGAGAAGUUUCUACAAUCUUGUUCAAGCGUCUCUUUAGAAUGGCCUAGAGGAAGCGUUUAUUUACGAAUAUAAUGACCUUAAAAGAUUAUCCACUUGUAGCACACAGUAGACAGGCACCACGCCAGCGCGAGACUCCUCGCAGAGGAGCCAGCACCACGCAGUGGCUCUCCCCGAGCAGGGGCCCAGCGGAGCGGCUAGCAGACCUGCAAGGA